AGGCAAACAGGGUAUACUCUGGUAUACUACAUUCUAGAUUCGAAACUUGUACCAUGCAUUCUCAAGCUCGCAGCAAGAAAGCAGUCGUAGUCGGCGCAGGUCCAGUAGGAUGUUUGGCUGCAAUGAUGCUAGCGAAGCGGGGCUGGCAAGUCUUUCUUUAUGAGGGCAGAGAAGACUUGCGGCAACCUUCUACCAAGGCAGCAGCACAACAACGUUCAAUAAACCUUGCCAUUUCGCACCGCGGAAUCGCGGCUAUACACGCUGUUUCUCCAGAGGCUGCUGAACGAUUUAUGCAGACUGUUAUUCCCAUGAAGGGACGCAUGAUUCAUCAUUUGGAUGGAAGGCUCGACAGCCAAUUGUACGAUAGAGAUGGCCAGUGCAUUAAUUCCAUCGACCGCGCCUUGCUCAACGAAGGACUUUUGGACGAAGUAUCCAGGUCACCGAACGUCCGAAUGUUCUUUCGACACAAGAUCCGCUUCAUAGAUUUUAACCGGAAGGUACUGACUGCCGAGGACCUGGGUCAUGGGCAAGAGCACACGGUCGACUUCGAUUUUUGUGUCGGCGCAGACGGAAGUUAUUCUACUGUCCGCCGACAAAUGAUGAAGGUUGUGAGAAUGGACUAUCAACAGGAGUACAUCAAGCACGAGUACGUCGAACUUAAAAUGCCGGCAGGACAUGAUACUCCUGGGCGACCGACAUUCCAACUUGAUCCGAACCAUCUUCAUAUAUGGCCUCGCCGCUCCUACAUGUUGAUUGCGCUCCCAAACAAAGACAACACCUUCACAUGCACACUGUUCGCUCCUAGCGUCGAGCUGGACAGGCUAUCACCUCCGGAGGUUUUUUUACCUUGGUUCAAAUCAAAUUUCCCCGAUGCUCUUAAAGCCAUUGGUGAGAAAAAUCUCAUUCAUGAUUACACGCACAAUCCCCGGAGUCCCCUGAUUUGUACCAAGUCUAAUCCUUAUCAUUAUAAGGAUCGGGGGAUACUUCUGGGUGAUGCAGCCCAUUCCAUGGUGCCAUUCUAUGGACAAGGGCUCAAUUGCGGCCUAGAAGACGUUCGGGUGCUGAAGGUUUUAUUGGAUCAAGAGGAGGUUGAGUCCAACUCCCCAACGGGUCCUGAUAACCUCGAAGACGAGCGGCUCGCCCGUGCUUUAUUGAGGUAUUCACAAGAACGGCAUCAAGACCUCGUUGCCAUUAGCGAUUUCGCCAUGAAUAACUAUGUCGAGAUGCGCCAUCUAGUUACCACGCCCUUAUACCUCUUCCGCAAGGUACUGGAUGGGUGGCUCUACAGACUGAGCUCACAUUCGACCCUGCCAGUGACGUCUUUGACGACAAAACUAACCAGCCAGACGUACGAUGAGCGUGAACCGAGAGGCUGGUUACCGCUGUAUACGAUGGUUACGUUCCGACCGGAUAUCAGUUAUGAUACCGCCAGAAGAACAGCGUCCCGUCAGACACAGAUUUUAACAACCGCAACCUAUGUCGGCGCGACAAUACUCUGUGUGUCAGGACUCUGGUUGGCACGGACUGUUAAGACAUGGAUCAGAUAGGUACAGGUCUUGUUACACGCCCAAGCUUGUCCGUGGUAUCUGAAACGAUGAGUUGCGACCUUCCUUACCUUACAGGUCAAGUGUGAUGAUUCUGUACCAUUUCUCGACUUCUUCUGUACAACGUGUCGCGAAUGAAAUGAAAUGAAACUGUCAUUCCAUAGCUUCGAACUGGACGCAUCUAGAUGCAAUCCUUCUACCCGAAUAAUGUUGAUGUAUGUCUUACAGAGAAGAGAACACGUUUCACAGCA
Messenger RNA from Marasmius oreades (fairy-ring Marasmius), 1795 nucleotides. RefSeq lists its product as uncharacterized. Gene Ontology annotation, biological process: quinolinate biosynthetic process; NAD+ metabolic process; L-tryptophan catabolic process. The coding region runs from base 54 to 1547 and encodes 497 amino acids. NCBI's taxonomy places the organism in Eukaryota, Fungi, Basidiomycota, Agaricomycetes, Agaricales, Marasmiaceae. The record is from RefSeq and is a predicted model, not a curated record. Gene Ontology annotation, cellular component: mitochondrial outer membrane. Gene Ontology annotation, molecular function: FAD binding; kynurenine 3-monooxygenase activity; NAD(P)H oxidase H2O2-forming activity. The transcript has 7 exons.